This is a messenger RNA of Hevea brasiliensis (rubber tree), 3135 nucleotides long. RefSeq names its product E3 ubiquitin-protein ligase UPL5. Gene Ontology annotation, molecular function: protein kinase activity; protein binding; ATP binding. Gene Ontology annotation, biological process: protein phosphorylation. Lineage: Eukaryota; Viridiplantae; Streptophyta; Magnoliopsida; Malpighiales; Euphorbiaceae. The record is from RefSeq and is a predicted model, not a curated record.
UAAGGAAAAAUGGAAGAAAAACAGCUUUAUAAAUAAUAUAAUCUCUAAUUUAUCUCUUUUAUUUAAAAACGAACAAACAUUUUGUGUUGCGGCGUGUUGAUCCAGAGCAGAUGGCGAAUGGUGAAUCCAAUUUCAUCGGAUUAUCCAUCAAAUUACCGGAUGGGACGACUCAAAAAUUCCUUGCGUAUCCUGGUAGUACAGUGAAGGAUGUCCACCAGGGAAUUCUACUGGAAUGUAAAAUUCCAGUUACGGAACAGAAAUUAUAUUGUAAGGGAAAGCAGCUACAGCGGUGGCAGACACUUGAAGACUACUCAAUUCAAAACGACGAUUGCCUCGAAUUGAAGCUUGGAUUUGAUGACACAUCGGUACUUUUCCAAAAGAUUCACCAAAUGAGUUCAAACAUUUGUCGCAUGUGCCUAGGGGAAUAUCUCUCGGAAGCUGCUUUUGACGAUAACUGGAUGACGAUUUUCGCACUGUUGGCACUUCUAACAGAAGAGGAAUCGGAGAAUCUUAUGAGUUCGUAUUCUGUCCCUGCGACUUUGGUUAUGCUUUACAGGUCAGAAAUUCCACAAUACAAAGACUAUGCUUCUGAUUUGAUAACGUUUUCCUGGUUAGAAAUAUCGAAUUGUCCAGAUGUUUCUGUUGAUGGAUGUAUACAUUUAGCAUUAGAAUUUUGUGCUUCGCUUAGUAAGGUAUAUGGUGAUCCUCUGUAUCGGCUAUGGCGGACUACUCUAAAGCAGUUGUUGGAAAGAGGUAACCUUAGCGAGCUACGCAAAAUUCUUAAAAUUAGACCCCCCUUUUUUGAGAUGGCAAAUACCUUAAGCAUCCUAUUGAGUAAGAUGCAAGAAUCAAAUCGAAACUCAUAUUAUGUAAUUGAGUCAUUGAAAUUUCAUUUUUGUGAAUUCCAGGUAUUUUCAGGCGUAUUACGUAAUGCAAUUUGUGGUAUAGAUAAUGCCAAAGAGGAGGAUAAGUAUAUAGUUGAUUUAUUGUCAACAGGUAUUAAAGGUGUAUUUAGUAUCCUGUUGAAUAAAAUGGAGAAUAAUCUUAGACUUAUACCAGAGACAGCAAGAAUAUUCGAAACAAGUGGUUGGUUGCAUUCUGUUUCGAUUGUGUAUCUGGACAUUUUGAAAGAGCUAAACAGCAUUUCUCAACUUUGGGAGAAUGAACAAAAGCAAUUUCAGCAUGUAUUAAUGAACCAGCAGAUUUCACUACAGCUGAUACUUGAAAAAACUACGUGGAAAGAUGAUUAUCAUUGGCUUCUUAAGCACAAUGAUGUGAUUGAUUCUAAAUCCAGGAUGCAUUUAGUUACGAUGAUGAUGAUCCCUGAGGAAAAAUUACUUGAUGCUGAGUUCUACAAGCCACUCGUUCACUGGUCUAGAUUUCUAGACGAAGAUCUGUAUGAGUCAUUGAAAGAUAACAAUAUUACCAGUCCUAAAAAAUUGCAGGAUUGGUUAUACAAGUUAUGCCAAGCUAUAUUCAAACAAAAUCUCCUCUUUCUGGCGUGCUCAAAUGAUCCUAUGAAGUUCUAUCCUAAUCCUGAAUUGAAAUUAGAACCAUUACACUUCGACUGUUUCGAAUUUUCUGGUAAAGUGAUUGCAUUGGCAUUGAUGCAUGAAGUACAAGUAGGUGUUGCCUUUCAUCGUUUGUUUCUUCUGCCAUUGGCUGGAGAGGAAAUUUCUGUAAAAGAUUUAAGAGAUGCAAAUCCAUCUUUUUACAAUAACAAGGCCAAGCAUCGUUUUCAUGAUGAUGAUGAAAUUCUGGAUGACUUCAUCAACUCUAUGUCUGAACAGAUAUCCUUUUUCAGAAGAGGCUUCGAUAGUGUUUUUGGAAAAUCAAUCGACAAACUGCUAAAGUAUAGGGGAAUAGAUGUUGAAGAUCUUAACCUGGUGCUAAAAGGAGACUUAAAUCUUGGAUUUAAUUCUGGUGAGAGAACACAUGUGAAUCAUGACAACAAUGAAAGUGAUCCUCUAAUGUCCCAGUUCUUGAAGAUUAAUAGACAAAGACUCAAUAUUACAAAGUCAAAGUGGCGAAAGGAUCGUAAGAAGCCUCUAGGAGGAGGAAUUUUCGGAAAAGUGUACAAGGGAUAUGCUGAUGGCGGUUUCUUUUUCGCCGUAAAGGAAAUACAAAUUAAAAAUAAAGGAGAAAUUGACAAAAUUAAUCAAGAGGUUAACUUAUUGUGUCAAUUUAGUCAUCCAAAUAUAGUCAAAUAUUAUGGCACUGAGGAGGAUGAGUCGAAGGUCAAUAUUUUUCUUGAGCUUGUAAGUACAGGCUCCCUCCGAAAAGUAUAUAGAAGUUUUGAAUUGGAAGAAUCCCAAGUGUCCCACUACACCAAACAGAUACUGGAAGGUUUGAAGUAUCUCCAUGAGCGAAAGGUAGUCCAUGGAGACAUCAAAUGUGCAAAUAUACUGGUGGAUGAGAAAGGAUACGUGAAAAUUACAGAUUUUGGAUUGACAAAAGUGACUGGAGUAAUUGCUCUUUUGAAGUCUCGAUAUGGGAAAAUAGACUGGACAGCUCCGGAGGUUAUGAAACAGGACAAAGAGUAUGGAUUUGAAGCUGAUAUUUGGAGCCUUGGCUGCACCGUCGUGGAGAUGUUAAUUAGGGAUUUUCCGUACUCUCAUUUCAAAGAGUUGCAUGCAAAGUCCACUGAUCCUUUGAAAGAUUUUAAAGCAGAUCUAGAAUUGGAGGUUCAAAAAGGGUCCAUUUUACAUUAUCUUCCUAAGUAUAGUCUUCAUGAUUAUCCUCUGGCACUAGAUUUUAUCGAGCGGUGCCUGAAACGUAAUCCAAAUGAGCGUCCAACUGCUGAUACGCUUUUGGAGCAUAAGUUUGUGAAGGAUUCUGGCUGUUAGUAUUUUUCAGAUUCCAAUCAACUCCCCUAAAAUUUCUUCUUCAGCUUGAAUUGUGUGAACAAACGUCUAGUGUUUUUUUAUGAGCAUUUCUUCAUGUUGCUUCGUUAAAAUAAAGCAAAAAUUAAAAAAAAAAAAAAAAAAAAGGCUAGCAGAGCUUGGCUAUAUGAACUUGCAGUGAAUCAAAUCAUUUUGUAACAUCAUGCGUUUAGGUUGGUGUAUGCUCUGUGUUUGUAAAGGACUGUUGGUCGUUAUUUGCUGUGUUUGUAAUUGCAAGGGGUUUUUUUAUCAA